Molecule: messenger RNA, 1056 nt
Organism: Moneuplotes crassus
Lineage: Eukaryota; Ciliophora; Spirotrichea; Euplotida; Euplotidae
Source: the annotation of a GenBank genome assembly
CUAAAAACUUGAUGUUUGAAGCAUUCAAAAAGACUGACUCUCCCAUAACACACAAGUAUAAGCUUAGCAAAGUUACAUCUAACAGUACCAGAAACUCUUUCUCUCCAAUGCAAAACUUUCAUAAGAAAGAAACUGAUUUGGAUGAUGAGAUAGUUAGACAAAGAACAAGUUCCAGAAAUGUGCUAGAACUCUUCCCUAGCAGCAAAAAGGCUAAAAGUGGGUUCACACAUACUAUCAAGAUUAAAAGGUCUUCCUCAAUGAUUCAUAACACUGUUGAGUAUGGUAAAUCCCUACACGAGAUAUCAAAUAAUCCAGAGCCCAAACUUGAUCAAGAAAAGCUAAAUCUGAUCAGAGAAGAGACAAAGAAAAAUCUUCCAUCAAAUUCUCAAAGUAACAGCAUCAGCUUUUACUCUGGAUCAAUUUCAGUGUCUCAAUCAGAAGGCACCUCCUACGCCAAUGAUUUACAAAAUUAUCAAAUAAUGAUCAGGAAGCCUGAUGAGAAGACUCCUGUGAAGGCUUCUGACUCGAAAGUGAUAAAUCUCCCGGCUAAAAGUCCAUUUUCAAAGUUAAAAUCUGGUAAAAGAAGGUCAAUUAGUGAGAACAAACUUAUAUCAGGGAAGACUAUUCAAGGCUCUUCCUUGCAGAGCCCAAUCUUGGACAGACUUAAAGAGACUAGAAGAGAUGAGAAAAGAAAACAAAAAUUACUCGAACCUAUCUCUAGUGGUUUUAAGGCUAACAAUAUGGGGAAUAGAAAGAAGCCCAAGAAGAGUCUCAAGCCAAAGAAGAAGCAUGUUGCCCUUCCUAGUAUCUAUCAGCCUAAUAAAAGUUUGAAAACAUUCAGAAAUUUUAAUCAUAAGAUGCCUCUAAAAGUUCAGAAUACGUUGUAUAACUAUACUAAACCAUCAAGAAAUUUUACUAAGUUGAAUUUGAUGACAGAAGCAAGUGCAAUGACACAAAGAGUGAAUCAGAACCAUCUAGCUUUGUACUCCCCAAAACCUAACCUCAGAUAUCAGAAUGGAGCACCUUAGCUACUCAGGGUUGAAGAUCAGAAGGUUA